AAGAAAAGAAAAAAAAAAAGAAAGAAAGAAGGAAAUACCUUCGCACAACCGCACAUUCGAAGAUUGCCAAGAUAAUCGAAGUAUCAUAGGGUCGCCAUAUUGACACUUCGUCAAUGUGGGUAUUUGUCGCUUAAGUUUUCGCUGGAAGUGUGCAUCGCAUCGCGGUCGGACCGAACACACCAUUCUUGCUCCGUUUUGUGGUGCUCGCAAAACCCGUACACCGUCGAAGAAUGAGUCAUUACAGUAUCCGCUAAUGUCCUACAGAGUGUCUCUAGGAACCCGUGCUACUGUGUCGCGCUGAAAGAGGAGGGUGGGAGAGACAUCGAAUCUUUGAGCCGUUUGUUUGGACGACAUAACAGUGCUUCAAGUCACACGCGGAACAACACCACCACCACCACUACCACCAAUCAACCGCAAGUGUCGACGGCUGCGAACAAAAAAAAAAAAAACCGUUCGGCGCACACCAAGGGCAACAACUGCUGCGUGCACUGCUACACCUUCGUCCGAAACCGAAACAGCAAUCAAUCCCGCAACACCAUCCCGGCACCAGCCCCAUUUGCCAUCAAUCCAACACAUUAGACGGACGGGACGCGGGCGGUGGGCGACUUGGUGUGCACACGGGCAACAGCGAGCAAGAUGAACGAUUUUAUCGUGGCCGGCAAGUACCGCAUCAUCCGCAAGAUCGGAUCGGGCUCGUUCGGCGACAUCUACCUCGGCAUCAACAUCACCAAUGGCGAGGAGGUGGCGCUGAAGGUGGAGAGCAUACUGGCCCGCCACCCGCAGCUGACGUACGAGUACAAGCUGUACAAGGUGCUGACCGGGGGCGUCGGCAUCCCGCACAUCCGCUACUUCGGGCAGGAGCGCAGCUACCACGUGCUGGUGAUGGAUCUGCUCGGCCCCUCGCUCGAGGAUCUGUUCAACUUCUGCAGCCGGCACUUCACAAUCAAGACCGUGCUGAUGCUGGUCGACCAGAUGAUCGGCCGGCUGGAGUAUCUGCACAUGAAGAACUUCAUCCACCGGGACAUCAAGCCGGACAACUUCCUGAUGGGGAUCGGCCGGCACUGCAACAAGCUGUUCCUGAUCGAUUUCGGCCUGGCGAAGAAGUACCGCGACUUCCGCUCCCGCAUCCACAUCUCGUACCGGGAGGACAAGAACCUGACCGGCACGGCGCGCUACGCCUCGAUCAACGCGCACCUCGGCAUCGAGCAGAGCCGCCGCGACGACAUGGAGUCGCUCGGGUACGUGAUGAUGUACUUCAACCGCGGCUCGCUGCCGUGGCAGGGGCUGAAGGCGACCAACAAGAAGCAGAAGUAUGAGAAGAUCUCGGAGAAGAAGAUGUCCACCCCGAUCGAGGUGCUGUGCAAAGGCUUCCCGGCCGAGUUUGCGAUGUACUUGAACUACUGUCGCAGUUUGCGCUUCGAGGAGGGCCCGGACUACAUGUAUCUGCGACAGCUCUUCCGGAUCCUUUUCCGCACCCUCAACCAUCAGUACGACUACACGUUCGAUUGGACAAUAAUGAAGCAGCGAGCGAUGCAGCAAGGCAGCAACAACCCGCCUGCGGUCACAUCCGGCGAAAACAAACGGGAAGAGCGGCGCGAUAAAGAUAAGCUGUCCAGCGACACGGAUGAGUAGGAAUUUUGAAUGUUAAGCAGCAAAGCAUGGGGGUAAGCAGCACAGCACCCACGGAGCGGCGCCACAUGUACAGGGUGUGUGAUUGCAACGUGUUUUCUCAAACACACAAAAAAAGGACGUGCGCGCAUGAGAAUAAGAGCGCGCGCGCGCGCGGUGCGGAGAGGGGGGGUUCAAUCGUGGUCGGGAUAGAAAUGGGUGAAAACAGAAGAAAGAGAUAGAAAGAGAGAGAGAGAGAGAGAGAGAAAGAUGGAGAGAAUGAGAGGGAGAGAGGCAAAAAAGAGAAAAAGAUCGCGACAGAGAGAAAAAGAGAAUAACAAAAAAGUGGUAAAAGGGGAAGGAGCAGUAGACAAGAGAUGAUGACGCGAUAAAUGUAACAGAAGAA
Molecule: messenger RNA, 2014 nt
Organism: Anopheles merus
Lineage: Eukaryota; Metazoa; Arthropoda; Insecta; Diptera; Culicidae
Product: casein kinase I-like
Exons: 3
Coding region: 637-1632 (331 amino acids)
Biological process (GO): peptidyl-serine phosphorylation; negative regulation of canonical Wnt signaling pathway; signal transduction
Cellular component (GO): cytoplasm; nucleus
Molecular function (GO): protein serine/threonine kinase activity; ATP binding
Source: RefSeq, a predicted model, not a curated record